CACCGCCCCCGCGCGCCGCAAUCCCGGCCGGACCCUCUCCGUCGUGGCCGUGGCCGUGCCGGUGGCUCUGGCGGCGGCGGCUCCGGGCGCGCAGAGGGCAGCGGGCGUCCCUCGCCCGUGGCCGUGUCCAGCAGCCCGCGCUGGGACCCGGAGGCCAGGCGGCGGCUGGCAGUGCCCGGCCCUCCUCCUCCUCCUCCUCCUCGUCGCCAGCCCCGGGCGACUGCGGACUCCGGGCAGCCGAGCGGACGGCGGGCGAUGGCGAGAUAGCGGCGCGGGAGCGGCCGGGCCGACCACGCUGGACGGAGGAUGGACAUGGCCUCGUGUUUAGGACGACCGACCCGGAUGGCGGCCAGCGAAGGGAUGAGGCUGACUUCACAUUUCCGGUCGUUCCUGUCCACAUUUAUUCUGCUGUAUUUAAUGAAUCAAGUAAAUAGCCAGAAAAAAGGCGGCCCCCGUGACCUGAAGUGUGUAACCAGCGAUUUGCACGCGUGGGACUGCUCUUGGAGAGCGCCCUCGGGAGCGGGCCGCGGUGCUCUUUACGAUGUUUGCCUCCAAAACGGGUCCCAUUCUUCUUGUUAUCAAUUGGGGAAAACAAGUACUAAAAUCCCACCUCUUAAUCCUGGGCAAUAUGAAAUAACGAUAAGGCCUCUACAUGACUUUGGAAGUUCUAUAAGCAAAUUCAUGCUAAAUGAAAAAAAUGUGUCCCUCAUUCCAGACCCUCCGGAGAUCCUGCGUUUGUCUGCCAAUUUCUCAACUUCUACGUUACACCUGGAGUGGAGUGACAAGGGCUCAGCUUUUCCCCGUCACGCAAAUGUCAUUUGGGAAAUUAAAGUCCUACGGAAAGAGAAUCUGGAACUCGUGAAAUUAGAGACCUACAACACAACCCUGAACAUGAAGGACACAGUCCUCCGCUGGAGCUGGGCCUCGGACCUGCCCCUGGAGUGUGCCACGCACUCCGUGGGCCUGCGGCGCUACAUCGACGACGCGCACUUCUCUGGCCGCCAAGAGUGGAGCGACUGGAGCCCCCUGCAGAGCGUUUCCUGGUCUACUGAUAUUCAGAAUAAGGUUUUUCCUCAAGACAAAGUGGUACCUGUGGGCUCAGAUGUAACAUUCUGUUUUGUGACUCAAGAAGAAGUGUCAUCAGCACAGAUCAGCUACGCAAAGUAUCCCCUUAUUCAUCUCGACAGGAAAAAUGUGGCGAUCAAGGUCCAUAACAUUUCUGCUUCUAUAAGCAGUGGAACAAACGUGGUUUUCAUGACAAACAAAGACAUGUAUGGAACAGUUAUUUUUGCAGGAUAUCCACCUGAUAUUCCUCAAAAGCUGAACUGUGAGACCUAUGACUUAAAAGAGAUUAUCUGUACGUGGGACCCAGGAAGGCCGACGGCUUUGGUGGGCCCGCGCAGUACAAGUUACACUUUGUUUGAAAGUUUUUCUGGAGAAUCUGUUAAAUUUAAGAGAGUUGAAGCGCCCAUUAAUGAAAGCUAUCAGUUAUUCUUUCAAGUGCUUCCAGACCAAGAAAUAUAUGAUUUUACUUUGAAUGCUCGCAAUCCUCUCGGUCAAUCAGAAUCAACAAUUUUCAUCAAUGUGACUGAAAAAGUUUACCCUCGUACUCCUACCUCAGUCAGAGUGAAGGAUAUUAAUUCAACAGCUGUCACACUUUCCUGGCAUUUACCAGGCAACUUUGCAAAGAUUAAACUGUUAUGUCAAGUGGAAAUUAACAAAGCUAAUUCAGUACGGGAAUUGCGGACUGUCACAAUCAAAGGAGUAGACAAUUCAAAUUACCUCAUUGCUGUGGACAAGUUAAGUCCGUACACUGUGUAUGCUUUUCGGAUUCGUUGUUCUAGUGAAACUUUCUGGAAAUGGAGCAAGUGGAGCAAUGAAAAACAAUAUUUAACCACAGAAGCCAUUCCUUCCAAGGGACCGGACACUUGGAGAGAGUGGCGCUCUGACGGGAAGAAUUUAAUAAUAUAUUGGAAGCCUUUACCCGUUAAUGAAGCUAAUGGGAAAAUACUCUUCUAUAACGUAUCCUGUUCGUCGGAGGAGAAAACACAGUCCCUCUCGGAGAUCCCUGACCCUCAACACAAGGCAGAAAUACAACUGGACAGACAUGACUACAUCAUCAGUGUGGUGGCAAAAAACUCCGUGGGCUCAUCGCCGCCUUCCAGAAUAGCCAGCAUGGAAAUUCCGAACGAUGAUCUCAAAGUAGAGCAGACAGUGGGAAUGGGGAACGGGAUCCUCCUCACGUGGAACUACGACCCCAACAUGACCUGCGACUACGUCAUUAAGUGGUGCAACACAUCGCAGCCGCAGCCCUGCCUCAUGGACUGGAAGAAGGUCCCCGCCGACAGCACCGAGGCCGUCAUCGAGUCGGAUCAGUUUCGCCCAGGCGUGCGGUACCACUUCUUCCUGUACGGGUGCAGAAACCACGGCUACCAGUUGCUGCGCUCUGUGAUUGGAUAUGUAGAAGAAUUGGCUCCAACCGUUGCACCGAAUUUCACCGUGGAGGACACGUCUGCAGAUUCGAUCCUCGUGAAGUGGGAAGAUAUACCCGUGGAGGAGCUCAGAGGCUUCCUAAGAGGAUAUGUGUUUUACUUUGAAAAAGGAGAGAGAGACACCUCGAAGAUGAGAGGCUUGGAGUCGGGCCGUUCCGACGUGAAAGUUAAGAACAUCACCGACAUCUCCCAGAAGACCCUGCGGAUCGCUGACCUUCAAGGCAAAACCAGCUACCACCUGGUCCUGCGCGCCUACACGGACGGCGGCCUGGGCCCCGAGAAGGGCAUGUUCGUGGUGACCAAGGAGAACUCCGUGGGGCUAAUCAUCGCCAUCCUCAUCCCCGUGGCCGUGGCGGUCAUUGUCGGGGUGGUGACCAGUGUCCUUUGUUACCGGAAGCGAGAAUGGAUAAAAGAGACCUUCUACCCUGAUAUUCCUAAUCCCGAAAACUGUAAAGCAUUACAGUUUCAGAAGGCUGUCUGUGAGGGAAGCAGCGCCCUGAAAACAUUGGAAAUGAAUCCCUGUACCCCGAAUAGCGUCGAGGUUCUGGAAACUCGAACGGCAGUUCCUAAAAUAGAGGAUACAGAGAUCAUUUCUCCCGUGGCCGAGCGUCCCCCGGACGGCUCCGAGGCGGAGCCCGAAAGCCACCUGGCCGUGUCCUACUGUCCCCCCGUCAUCGAGGAAGAAAUACCGAACCCAGGAGCGGAGGAAGCCGGGGGCACUGCCCAGGUCGUGUACAUCGACGUGCAGUCCAUGUACCAGCCGCAGGCCAAGCCGGAGGCGGAGCAGGACGCGGACCCGGGGGCGGGGGGCGGCUACAAGCCCCAGAUGCACCUCCCCGUGACCGCUGCCGGGGACGAGGCCGCCGCAGAAGGGGACUUGGAGAAGACGGCGGGUUACAGGCCUCAGGCCAAUGUGAACGCCUGGACCUUGGUGUCCCCGGAUUCCCCCCGGUCCACGGACAGCAACAGCGACGUCGUGUCUUUCGGGAGCCCGUGCUCCAUCAACUCCCGACAGUUCCUGAUCCCCCCGAAGGACGAGGACUCUCCGCGAUCCAACGGAGGAGGAUGGUCCUUCACAAACUUUUUCCAGAACAAACCAAACGAUUAACAUGUCACUGCCGUCCGCCAUCUCAUAAGCUCUCAUGGCCGGUGCGGCCCCGUGGGCCCGGGCACCCCGGGGGGUCCUGUGAAGUGUUGUCAGCGAGGUGGGCCCCACCACGCGUGUCACACGGCAGUGUCCUCUGCUUUCCGUGUAAUCUACACGCCACGGCAGAGUCACGCAGAGACGCAGCCCAAGGUCUGGAGCUGUUUGUGAUUUGAGCCAAAGAAUUCUCCCUUUCUCUCCCUCCCAGAAGUAUUUCAAGCCGAACGCUGCCCGGUCCAUACGUGCAAAACAAGUCCCGCGGCCACCGCCCCCUGUUCUGCCGCCUGUGGUUUUCUCACGUGCACACUUGACGGAAUUGCACGCAGGUUUGCAGGCAAAGGGACGUCAGAGCCACAGAGGCCGUGGGUUUGCCUGACAUUCACUCCGUCCUGGAUGAAAACCAAGCACAGGUCUGAAAACCUUUAACACUUCUCCUCCGCUCUCCACAGCACUUACAGAAGUUAAUGUAAUUGUUUCAUGUAGCGACAGCUGGUUAGUGUUUUGAUCGAUCAGCGUGCUGAUCGCUGUGCCUACUGUAUAAUGGGUAUCAAUCACACAGUUUUCUCAGGGGUACAAACUUGGAACAGGAGCACGACACUGAGCAGCCCGAGUCAGAAUCGUCUUUCCUGCCUCUGGAGGGAUUCUCCAACCUCUCCGUUAUUUUUUUAACUUUUCUGCUAGCUCUUCAUAUCACACUUGAUUGCCUAGUAUUUAAAACUUAAAUUCCUAAGACGAGAUCUAAGUUGUUAUUGUUGUUUUAAUUUGGGUUAUUUUUUGUUCCACAGUGUCAGUUGCAUAAAUCUAUGAGCAAAUUCAAUAUUACCCAUAAACAUACGAUUGCGGUGAUUUUCUGUUUGAGACAACUUCUGCGCAGGGUCUCGCGGCAUUCGCUCUCUGUGCGGUUGUAAUGGCUUCGGGUUCUCCUGGGUCACCAGGCAGCAGCUGUGACACCUCGGAGCCGAUGUUCCUUCUGAUCACGCCUCUUAGCCGUUCCUCUCUCUUAUGUGAUCAUCAGUCCAGACUGUUCGAUCCAGGCCUCCAUUUUUAAAAAGAUAAACUAAAAAGAUCAUGCUUCUUACAGGGACAGUUACUCAAGGGCUCUCUUAGGUGAAAUGUCACAAGAUCCAUGUGAGUCGAUGGGCACCCCUGUGUUACAGCCGCGUGGCACGCUCCCCAGGGCAGCCUCUGCCCGUGGUGUUCACAGGUGAUGUCUGGAUUGGAUUUGGUUCUCAGAAAAGCAGAUGAAAAACUACAAAGUGUAUCUUAUUUUGUUCCUGCCCUCGGGUGGUCUAUGUAUUUUGUCUUUUGAUACUUAAGAGUAGUUAAAAUUUUGAAAUAUCUUAAGUCAAGAUAUGCCUGUUUUGUUUUUUCUCUCACCAGAGGUUCUGUAAUGUAUCUGUACAUAAUGCAUCAGUUUGGGGGUUUUCUAGCUCAUAAUGUAUCUUUAUAAAAACCAUGUUGUGGAAAAAAGCCACAGGGCGACAAAGGGCAAGAUCUGUGUAGGUGCUCUGUGUGUGAAUCCUGAUGUUAUCUGCUGGGAUUGAGCUUCCACGGUAUGUGGACAUUUGGAACAAAAUAGAAUUGUGUACAUAACACUAGAACAGGGGUCCUCAAACUUUUUAAACGGGGCCAGUUCACUGUCCCUCAGACCAUUGGAGGGCCGGACUAUAGUUUUAAAAAAAAAACUAUGAACAAAUUCCUAUGCACACAGCAGCGGCAAAAACACCCGGCAGGCCGGAUAAAUGUUUUCGGCGGGCCGCAUGUGGCCCGCGGGCCGUAGUUUGAGGACCCCUGCACUAGAAUAUUUAAACUAUGUAAUAGUUCAUAGAGUUUUCAUCAAUGAGACAGGUAUCAAAAUUAGAACAUCCCUAACAGAGUUAGCUUGGUUGGACUCCUGCCCUUAACGUUCACCGAGACAGACCUGCCCCCCCCCCCCCCCCCCAAAGCUCAUCAUCACAAUACUGCUUGUUCCCAACGGGAUCCUGCCUCAUCCCCCACAGAAACCCAUAGGCCCUUCCCUUCAUCUCUUUAAGUUGGAUCAGUGUUGUCUAAGGUGGGAGUUCAUUGGUCUAGAGCAGGGGUGGGCAAACUUUUUGACUCGAGGGCCACAAUGGGUUCUUAAACUGGACCGGAGGGCCGGAACAAAAGCAUGGAUGGAGUGUUUGUGUGAACUAAUACAUGUUAACACUGCUGCUGGUGAAGGAGCGGAGGGGAGAGCAAGAGAACCCUCUGCUCUUUUAGGCUCCGCGGGCCGGAUAGAACAGCCGAAUGGGCCAGAUCCGGCCCGCAGGCCGUAGUUUGCCCACGGCUGGUCUAGAGACUACACUAAACUGAGAUCAUGGGAAAAGAUCAGCAGAGAUUGUGUGAGCUCGGUCACUGAUACUGAUGUGUCUCAGCUGUGACCGUCUGGACUCAGUGCCCUUCUAACUAACGAUCCGUUUGUCUGGCUAAGGGUGACUAGCGCUGGGGCUCCCGCUUCCUUUCCCUCUGUCCACGAGCUGUGUCCACUGUGUUGUUGAAGAAUGCUGCCUACAGAACACACUUCGACAUCUCUCACAGCCAAGUUCAAGUCCAGCUUCCCUCACGAGGAAGGGAGACCCUGGUGGUCAUUGUGACGGGAUUUGUCUUGUGAGUGGCCCCCUUAAGUCAACACUACUCAAUAUAAAAACACUCUUAGAAGACUUAGGCUUUUAACAUUAGAUGGACCUUUUUUUUUUUAACAUGAUGUAGUGCAUGGAGUAGACCCAUGUAUAAGGGUUAAGUGUGUUGAGCUUGUAGAAGCCUGGGUUUGAGACUGUGGUCCUGAGACCCUGGAUCGUUGAGUUGGGUGUCUGUGAGCUCAGAUGACAGAGGUGCUGUGUGCCUGCAGCUCAGACCCGGAAGCAGACAUUCACAGAAAAGUUCAAGGGCAGAAGGGUCAGCCUCACUCUCCAUACCAGCAUUGCUUUCCCGGCUCAUGGAUCUGAGGAUUCCAUGGAGAAGAACAUGCAAUCCUAAACUUUUUCUGUGGCAAAAGCCACACUCUUAAAACUUGUAUUCUUGCAGAAUAUUUGUCCUAUAAUUUCUUAAUUGUCUUCAUACCAUCCAUAUUAAAGAACAUUACUGUCCUUUCUGUAUUUGAGUAAUUAGAUAUAGUUCAGUAAAGGAGACUAAGGAAUAUUUUCUCCCAAAAGGAAUUUGAAGUCAAUUUGAUGGUAUUUUGAAAUUAAAGUACUCCCUACCAUGUCAUUAUGCAGAAAAUGCUAUCAGAAUUUUCUACUGCUCAGGCACAUGAUCUGAGAAGACUUUUUGCUUAUGUAAAGUAAUUUUUGCUGUUUUCUGUUAAAGUCUAUGUCUUUUAUGAAAUCUUUUACUGUGAAAGUGUAAAAUUGGGCAUCUCAAGAGUAACAUGUGGGCUCAUUAGCUAACUUCAAAGACGAGGCACAUUGUGGAAGUUUUGUAAAUAAUUUUUCAUUGACUGAGUCCCAUCCCAGACUGUGCAGUUUCUAGAGUUUUCCUGAAGGGCAGCAUUAUAUCAAGGUGUAACGUGUAGAUCUGAGAUUCUUGGCUUGAAGAUUCAGUGCUUUAGACGUGGCUCCACAGUUUGACAACGUGGGAAAGACUCAGGCACACGUUCACCAGAUAGCUCAUUGACCCCUCAUCCUAAGUGUUCCCAGUUCCUUUGUAUCUGAUGGGUAUGCGACUUGGGACGUGUUUGUACCCACCAGCAUGUGUUCCAGCAAACCAACAAUACACUGACGUGCAGCUUAAUUGAUUAAAUAAGCACUCAUUCUGUUGAUAAACUAUUUCUUUGCAGCAUUUAUUUUAAACUGGUAUUUUCUGCUGAAACAAAAGUUUCUUUGGCACCAUGCCCAUCUUUUUAAAGAACAUUUUUCACACAAGGAUUUGUGUCCACCCUCACUAGAAAUGCAUCUUUUAGACAUGACCUUAGAAUAUCAUUGAAAAGUACUUGGUUUGAUGUUAGUCUGUUUCUAUUUUCAUGGAUUGCGUGCCCAGGGGAUUAUCGGUGCCAGUAUGAGGAAUAAGAACAACAACCCGUAUGUCAGGCUUUAUGGUGUGUGAUAAAACUUUAGGGGAUGUGGUUUGAUCUAGAAUAUAUCCAAAUCCAUUUAAUGAUGAUACAGAGUUAGGACAGGAUUCUGUUCUUUUUAACCUUAAGUAGUGCUUGUUCCUCCCUGUAUGAAGAAUGUUAAUAUCUUGGAUUAUAAGUGUCCUGGUUAUAAAGAGUUUACCUAUGCAAGACAAAUUCUAACGGUGCAACACUUUAAUGGAAAUUAAAAGUAGUGUUUUAAGAAGGAACCCCUCUGAAUGUUUUUAUGUGCAAGUGCCUAGCUGAAGAACCAUAGAAACAAAAAAUUUAAAAGCUCUUAAGUAACUGUAACUGAUGGAAUAUUAACCAAUUACAAAGCAGUAGUAACUUACAUUACUUUUUGGUUGCUAUAACUCAAUACAGUAAAAACUAAGAGAUGUGAAUGGAAAAAUUAAUAUUUAAUUGAUAGGGGAAUUGAUUUUAUUACACUUGUAUAUUUAUCUCCUAAGAUUGCCUUUGCAGUAGCCAAUCAGAACUUUUACAAAUAAAAAUAACCACAUAGACCUUAUGCUGCUGCACUUAAGCAAAAAAUACUUUUACACCUGAUUGAAUUGCUCACUUAAAAUUAUUGAAUUCCUUAUAUACAUUUAUUCUUCCCCUUUAUUUUAUUAUGCUAUUUCCAUCACCAUUUAUCCCCCCCAUAUACCCUCUUGGACCUCCCUUAUAUACAUUUAAAAUGUACUUCCCUGUAUAAUUACUCCCUCUUAAAUGGUUAACUUUCAGUUUCUGAACUAACUAUUUUUCCUAAGCAUUCCAGGGAUGUAUUAUAAAAAACACACAAAAGAUUUGUGCGUGGUAAUACAAUUUUUGGUUUAAAUGUGAACAAGUUAGUGUUUAGGUUUGACUUUAGUAUUGUGACAUGUGCAACUGAUCAUAAAAAACAAUACUGAAUAAUUUUCAUAAAUUUUUUUCAAAUAGUCUGCCCCCAGUUUAAUUCCAACUACUCUUCUCCAUUACUUACGGUAUAUCCUCCUAUUUAGUUUUUUCCCCCUACAUAAUGUUUAGGAAAAGUGUGGACACAUUAUGAGUAAAAGGCAACACACAAAAAGAAAUCUUACUCCAUUUAUUGUUGUGGAAAGGUGGGUAGGGUAUGAUGCCUGAGAAUUGUUUUUAUCACAUUAUUUUCCCCAAAAAAGAACAUGGCCUUUAAAAAAAACAUUUCAAUUUAGAAUCGCUUGAAAAGAUUGGCCUGGGUAGAGAGAGAUCCCAGAUUUGAGAUGGUACCAUAGGAAUGUUGUUACUUUUUAUUCUCUUUCAUUAGCUGGCCAUAAGUUCUGAAAGUGCUAGGAAAUCGCCAUUUCUACUUUCAAAAUCGCAUUAUAGUGAAUGACUGUUUACAAAAUACACAUACUGUGAACAGAUAUAAGUUUUUGUUUUUUAUAAGGUUCUUUGUAGAAUGAGUGUUUUUUCAAAAGGGAUGUAUGUUAAAUAUCUUCUUUUUUUUUUUAUAAAUACUAGCAGCUGUUUACUAAUUUUUGUUCAGUCAGGUGUGUGCAAAUGUAGCUGAAAGAGGGAGAGGCUGCAAAUCUAAACCUGUUCCCUUCUUCAUUUCUUGAAAUGUUACCACUACCGACCUUUUGUUUCUCUCUCUCUCUCUCUCUUUUUUUUACCUGAAUGAUCAGUCAUGAUGUUCUGUAUCUAAGAUCAUGCUUAGUCAUAUAAGGAGAAACAUUUACAUACGUAUACAGGAAGCAAACUGCAGGUUGUAGGACAUUUGUGUGACUCACUCAAACUCGCAAAAUCCUGAGUUCAAUGUGGAAUAAAACAACUCCACUUACAAAGGUAACAAGUAUUUUCUGCCUUGUGAUAAUUUGGAGAUUAUGUGGUGUUAGAAUGGAAAAAUUUGGUCAUUUUAUAUUGUAUAAUUUCAGAAUUUAGUUUCCAUAUGUUUUGGAGAACAUGGUUAUAGCAAGAACAUAGAAUAUAAGUAACCUAUUACUAAGAGACCUUAAAUGUAAAACUAGUACGCUUGGCUGUUAACUCUUAAAGAUGUUACUUAUGUCUGUUUUUAAAACAUGCAUGUAUUUAACAAUUUUAUCAUAGUAUUGUCAUGGAAAAAAUAAAUAUAUUUUCUUACAACUUA
Myotis daubentonii (Daubenton's bat) is the source of this 9809-nucleotide messenger RNA. It is a transcript of the gene LIFR, whose product is annotated as LIF receptor subunit alpha. Gene Ontology annotation, biological process: positive regulation of cell population proliferation; cytokine-mediated signaling pathway. The record is from RefSeq and is a predicted model, not a curated record. Lineage: Eukaryota; Metazoa; Chordata; Mammalia; Chiroptera; Vespertilionidae. Gene Ontology annotation, molecular function: ciliary neurotrophic factor receptor binding; cytokine binding; oncostatin-M receptor activity. Gene Ontology annotation, cellular component: signaling receptor complex; membrane; external side of plasma membrane.